ACAUCGACCAUCUCCCUCACUUGGUUCUGCCACUUCAAGAAACCCUGCCCCAUCCAACAACCCUAGAAACGCUCCUCUGACUCCCCUUCGCCUCUCCAUCUCUCUCAGGCGAGCGGAAGGCGCGGAUGUCUUCGACCCUCCUGGAGGUGACGCGCUCCGCCCACGAGGACGUGGAGCGGCUCGAGCGGCUCAUCGUGCGGGAGCUCCAGCGCGAACCGGCCAACAACCGGGACCGCCUCUUCCAGAGCCACCGCGUCCGCCACAUGAUCGAUGUCAUCACCAGCACCACCGAGAAGCUCAUUGAUAUAUACGAGGACAAGGACAAUGCGAGGAGAGAUGAGAUUGCGGCGCUCGGAGGGCAGACCGCAAGUGGCACAACCAAUCUCUUCAGUGCGUUUUAUGAUCGUCUUAAGGAGAUUCGUGAUUACCACAGAAGACAUCCAGCUGCUCGCGUGGUUGAUGCUACCGAGGAUAAUGAAGAGUUACUAAAGGAAGAACCACAUAUUGAGUUCAGUGGCGAGGAAGGUUUUGGUCGAUACCUAGACAUGCAUGAAUUAUACAAUGAGUACAUCAAUUCAAAAUUUGGUGAGACCAUGGAGUACACUGCAUUUUUGGAUUCAUUUUCACAAACGCAAAAAGUUCCUUGCAAUCUAAAGUUGAGCAGGCAGUACAGAGAAUAUUUGGAGCAUGUUCUGGAAUAUUUAAUAUCAUUUGUGGAGCGUACUCAGCCGCUUCAAGAUCUGGAUAGGCUAUUCGCCAAGGUGGGAACUGAGUUUGAACAACUGUGGGCUGAUGGAACGGUUUUGGGAUGGGAAAAUAAGGGUUCAGAAGAUGGUCUUAUUCAGUCUCAGGAAGCUGUGAUUGAUCUUGAUUAUUACAGUUCUGUUGAAGAACUUAUGGAAGUUGGACCUGAAAAAUUGAAAGAGGCCUUGGCUGCUCGGGGAUUGAAAACUGGUGGUACACUUCAGCAGCGUGCAGAGCGGCUAUUUUUGACAAAGUACACACCUUUAGACCAACUGGAUAGAAAACAUUUCACCAAAGGCUCACGAAACACACAACAAAAUGGUGCUGCAGAGCAGAUGAGUUCCAAGAAAGAAAUUGCUUUAAUGGAGGCAAAGUUGCAACGAAUAUGUGAGUUACUAAAAGAGGUUAUUGAACAAACAAAAGAAAAUGUUGAAAAGAAACAAGCUUUAACAUAUGAGGAAAUGGAAGCAGAACGGGAAGAGGAGGUUAUACAAGCUGAUACAGAAAGUGACGAUGAAGAGCAGCAGAUCUACAAUCCUCUCAAGUUACCUAUGGGUUGGGAUGGGAAGCCUAUUCCCUACUGGCUUUAUAAGCUUCAUGGACUUGGUCAGGAAUUCAAAUGCGAGAUAUGUGGGAACCAAAGUUACUGGGGACGAAGGGCAUUCGAACGCCAUUUCAAGGAGUGGCGUCACCAGCACGGAAUGCGAUGUCUCAAUAUUCCCAACACCAAGAACUUCAAUGAGAUCACAUCCAUCCAGGAAGCCAAAGAACUUUGGGAGAAAAUCCAAGAACGACAAGGAUUGAGUAAGUGGAGGCCAGACCUUGAAGAAGAGUAUGAAGACAGGGAAGGGAACAUCUACAAUAAAAAAACCUUCUCGGAUCUGCAGCGGCAGGGCCUGAUUUAAAAACCUUAACGGAUCUGGUACGUUAUUUUUCAGUGUUUGAUUUUGGAAGUCGCGUCAAAGAUUUUUAGCGUUAUUGUUGGUUGGAUGAUAGAUAUAUCCUCAACUCAUUAUUAAAAAUUUUCCAGAAGGGCCUGUGGAUGGUAGUUUCUACUUUUUUUUUA
Messenger RNA from Musa acuminata subsp. malaccensis (wild Malaysian banana), 1810 nucleotides. RefSeq names its product splicing factor SF3a60 homolog. NCBI's taxonomy places the organism in Eukaryota, Viridiplantae, Streptophyta, Magnoliopsida, Zingiberales, Musaceae. Gene Ontology annotation, cellular component: spliceosomal complex; nucleus. Gene Ontology annotation, biological process: mRNA splicing, via spliceosome. Gene Ontology annotation, molecular function: RNA binding; zinc ion binding. The record is from RefSeq and is a predicted model, not a curated record.